AUGGAUCCAAGCUCCCUCUCAUCAGCUCUGGCUGCACGCCAGCUGCUCAUACCCACCUUCUCGACCCCUGUAAUGCUCGAUGCCUCGCCAAUCGUCAGCAUUUUGCCUAUCACGACAACGCCGACGGAGCACAUGGAAGGGGUCCCUUUCGUUACUGGGCCUGGACCUGCCAUGGUUUCGAUCGCGGCGCCUUCAGGGCGUCCCUUCACCCUAGGCCAUGGAUCUUUUCUGGUCUCGCUUGUGAAGCCUUCGGGGCUUCCAUUUACUAUGGGACAUGGUCCUGUCGUUCUUCCGGCCGCGUCGCCUUCAGGGCGUCCCUUCACUUUGGGUCACGGCCCCGUUGUGUUCUCGAAGCCGACAUCUGCAGCAUCACUGCCGGCCUCGACACUCUCUACACUUGUGGAGCCUUCUUCGGUCAGCGAACUCGCCCCCAAGAUGAAGGCGUUCGUUGUACAUUCACUUUUGGCAUCUCUUGCGGUCGGUGUCGCUGCGGCUUCCAGCGGCGCCGUGUCAUAUGCCGGCUACAAGGUCCUGCGAGUCAAUACGUUGGGCCGUGUCGCUGAGGUCCAAAAGAAACUCGCGACCAUCUCCUACCAGCAGUGGGAAGACACCGAUACUCACAUCGACAUUGUCGUCUCCCCGGACCAGUUUGAGAAGUUCGAAUCACUUGACCUGAACUACCGCCCAUUGCACAAGGAUCUUGGUAAAUCGAUCGAGAAGGAGGGAGAGCAGAAGGCCUACCGCAAACGCGACAUUGAUGACCUCUCUUGGUACGAUGCUUAUUCUCCAUACGCGGAACACGUACAGUACAUUUCCGACCUUCACGCAGCUUUCCCAAACAACUCCAAGCUGGUAUCUUCUGGCCGUUCAUACGAGAAUCGCACCAUUCAGGGUAUCCACCUCUUUGGCGAUGCAGGUCCAGGAAAGCCCGCAGUGCUCUACCAUGGCAAUGUACACGCACGAGAAUGGAUCACCUCGAAGACCGUCGAAUACCUCGCACUGCAGCUUAUCAACGCCCACAAGAACGCGACAAACACGACCCAGUCAAUUCUGAACACGUACGAUUUCCACAUCUUCCCUGUCGUCAACCCUGACGGCUUUGUCUACUCGCAAGAAAAGGAUCGUCUCUGGCGCAAGACUCGAACGCCGCCUCACCCAGGCCAGAACCAGACCUGCUUUGGCACCGACAUCAACCGCAACUGGGAGUACGGCUGGGACGCAAACCCGCUUGGAGCCUCGAAGAACGGCUGUGCGCAGGCCUACAGGGGUGAGAAGCCGUCCGACACCAUCGAAAACCAAGGUCUUGAUGCGUACGUCCGCAAGCUGCGCGACACUGUUGGUAUCAAGCUGUACAUCGACUGGCACAGCUAUGGGCAGUACAUUCUCUCGCCCUUUGGCUCCAAGGAGGAAUGGUAUGCCCCUGAGUUGGGCAAGUGGACCAAGACUGCUUCUGUUCUGAGCGAGGUCAUCCGCGACAGCUCGGACAGGCGAACGACCUUCACAUUUGGACCCUCCGGCGCUACAUUGUAUACGACGACUGGUGCCGCACCGGAUCACCUUUAUGCUAUCGGUGGCGCAGACUUCUCCUAUACCAUCGAGCUUCCCGACACCGGCGACUUUGGUUUUGUUCUUCCCCCGGAGAGGAUUAGGGGCGCUGCAGAGGAACAGUGGGCUGGUCAGCAGGCCCUGUUUCCUCUCUUGGACGAGGUUUUCUUUGAUGGACUUGGUCCAGCCUAGAAACUCAGAUCGAGUCAUGUAGUCUGUUGCUCCUACGAGUGACUGGCAAUGAGAAGAUAUUACACAAUUAGCGCUGUCUUGCAAUAUGUGAAAUUUGUGCCCGUGAUUGUCACACUCGUAGAGUGUUUGAAUUAGCAUCAACAGCAAAAAGAUCUGGUUUUGCAGAUAUGCUAACAUCUAACACAUCUUGU
Boeremia exigua is the source of this 1928-nucleotide messenger RNA. RefSeq lists its product as uncharacterized. Lineage: Eukaryota; Fungi; Ascomycota; Dothideomycetes; Pleosporales; Didymellaceae. The transcript has 2 exons. The record is from RefSeq and is a predicted model, not a curated record. Gene Ontology annotation, molecular function: zinc ion binding; metallocarboxypeptidase activity. The coding region runs from base 1 to 1737 and encodes 578 amino acids. Gene Ontology annotation, biological process: proteolysis.